AUGGGCCUCGAGGGCGAGCCACCAUACCUUCCUGCUGGGAAAGGGCUGGGAGUAUCGACAACCAGAGCGAAAUGCAAGGCAGCGAGCCUAUUGAACAUCACGCCACCGACUAGCCCUGAUGAGAGCAGCAACCACGCAAACUCGAGAAAGAGCCAUGACCUCGACAAUCCAAGCACAACGAUUGAGAGUCACGAGGAACCAGCGAACUUGGCAAGUCAGACCGGAGACGGUCUGCCGAACGAUGGCUCGGACGUCACUGAACGCAGGCCCACUGCUAGUGUUCGUGCAGAGGAAGUUGGCACUGACGAGACUGCCGGACUUGGCAACACAGAGUCCAGACUCACCGUUGUCGACGACGGGGAGACAACCUCAGCAUCCGCCCGCAUCGAGCCAGGACAGCCCCCGGGGGACGGUCGCAAUCCCGACUCCAGAUUCUUGGUCAGCGUCACCCCUGAUGCCGCCCGAUGCCUAGAGAACAUUCCUUCGGCCCCUGCAGCAUCACAAAACCUCGGUGCAGAAGCCUCUGUGAGCAUCUCUGCAGUUGUGGAUUCAGAAACGGACACUUCCACUCUACGAGGUUGCAGCCGAAGGGGGAUGCACGGGGCUGAAGAGAAAGCAGCCCAAGACUUCUCAAGAUGCUUGCGCUCCAGGCGCGGGCAAAGACGCGAGAAUUGGGAUAAGAACGCCGAAGAAGGCCAGAACGACACUGUCAAGCCACGAUACCAAGCAAGGCAGGACAAAGAGCAGAAAGAAAUCCCCCACUCGUUCCUCUGGCUCCAAAAUGCAUGUGCAAACGCAAGAGACCAUGGCUUCCUGCGCUGCUAGGACGUCAAAGAUGGUAAAGAAAGACAUUCAGUCCAUAAGAACUUAAGGAUAUUCAGGAGUCCUGUGCGCAUUUGAGAAAACAGCUGGCUUUGAAACUGAAGAGGGGGUUUGGCAUGGCGGUAAUAAAUCGGAACGCAUCAAAAGUUGGAAGCACCACUCCGAAACGCUCUUCAUGUUCAUAGAGGAGAACUUCCAGACGAUGCACAUUGCAAAAACCAGGAAGGCUCGAUUUACGUUCACCAUGAAUCUCAUUACAUUUUACAUCGUCAUUCUGUGUGGUGUAAUCCCUUUUCAGGGCAAGGCGCAGGGCACGAUGCUCCUCGAGCAACAGUCUCUGGAGGCGGGGAAUGCGUGUCUGUGGUAGACUCGAUAGUGCCGGCGGAUAUGCAGCCUUCCCCGAGCUCUGCUGGGCCUACGCGCAGCUUUCGUCAGCUACUGAUCUCGCGGAGAGCCUGAAGUCCAAGUGGGCA
Molecule: messenger RNA, 1295 nt
Organism: Microdochium trichocladiopsis
Lineage: Eukaryota; Fungi; Ascomycota; Sordariomycetes; Xylariales; Microdochiaceae
Exons: 4
Coding region: 1-825 (274 amino acids)
Source: RefSeq, a predicted model, not a curated record